Molecule: messenger RNA, 1185 nt
Organism: Ordospora colligata OC4
Lineage: Eukaryota; Fungi; Microsporidia; Ordosporidae
Product: protein phosphatase 2A
Exons: 1
Coding region: 1-1185 (394 amino acids)
Biological process (GO): signal transduction
Cellular component (GO): protein phosphatase type 2A complex
Molecular function (GO): protein phosphatase regulator activity
Source: RefSeq, a predicted model, not a curated record
AUGGAUGAUGGCUUACUAUGUUGUUUUGAUGCUGAUGAGCAACAGGUGCUUGAAUGGAUAGUGUCUACAGGUAUUGAGAAUGUGUUUGAUAGAGUGAAUGAUGGAUCUGUGAAGAUGACACACAUUUUAUUUAAAUGUAUUGUUAGAGUGUGUUUAGGAAAUGUGUUGAGAACGCUUCCUAGAUCAACAGAUUUAUUGUAUGAGGCUGGCAUAGCACGAGGUAAUGAAACGAUCACUGGUGAAAUUGAUGUAGAUACCAUGUAUGGCUUGACGCAUGUAAAUGAUGUUUUAAAAGACGGAUCAUUUUUGUCUAAAGUAUCGCUUAAGCUGAUUGUGGCAGCGAUGAGAAAGACUCCCAGAAAGGCUGUUGAGGGUGUAUUUGAUACAAAUGACAUAUAUGGAUUGAUUCGAAUGAUCAGAUCUGAUGAUCCUAAGGAACGAAUGCAUAUUUGCCAGGUGAUUAUUGGUGCUUGUCUGUGUUCAACACAUGCAACAGCAAUAAAAUUGGCGGUUUUUAACGAGAUUGUGAGUUUUAUUGAGGGGAUGCGUGUAAAUACGGGGAUUGAUGAUUUGCUCAAGAUUAUGUGUGUGAUUGUGUCUGAAAAGAAAUAUGAAUCACAGGAAGUUUAUGUAUUUUAUUUUGAAGCAAUACUGAAGCUAGCAGGAAGUCAACGAUGCCAAGGAGUGAGUCAGAUAGGAAGUGUGAUUAGAGCAUUCCACAGAGAAUAUCCAAGGCUUGUACUUCUAGGACUGAAGUAUUUCAGAAAAGUAUUUGGUGUUAUGUGCUCUACCAGCAAGGUUAUGGUUGUUUAUGUUGUGAGUGAUGUAAUACAAUCCAUGAGUCAUGAGAAGCAUUUAGAGAUGAGUGAUGUGAUAUAUGAGCUCAUUAGCCUGUUUUUUUGUUCUGAACAUUAUCUUGUUAUUGAGAUGGCAGCAGAUAUGGUGUUAGCGAAUGCAACUGGCGUAUUGUAUAAGAAUAGAAAGGAAUUUAUUCCGAAGGUCUUUGAAUCAGUUUAUAGAGCAUCUAAGAGGAGUUGGCAUAUAGAAUGUGUUAGCAAAGUGCUGAGGAGUCUUCAGGCUGUUUUUUGGAUGGACAAUGGCAUGUUUGAAAUGUGCCUCAAGAAAUACAACAAAAAGAGAUGGGAGAGUGGAGUUCACAGCGUGGAUGGAAGUAACAAUCAAUGA